This is a messenger RNA of Oryzias latipes (Japanese medaka), 1888 nucleotides long. RefSeq names its product DnaJ (Hsp40) homolog, subfamily C, member 1 (gene dnajc1). NCBI's taxonomy places the organism in Eukaryota, Metazoa, Chordata, Actinopteri, Beloniformes, Adrianichthyidae. Gene Ontology annotation, cellular component: endomembrane system. The record is from RefSeq and is a predicted model, not a curated record.
UACCAAAAACAGUCUAAAACGAAGAAAGUUCCCAUUUCAGGGCCCACUUGCAACUGGCCCAUGUUUUGAUCCCGGAAACUCAUUAGCCGUGUCUUCUAGGCUAGUGUCCUUUCUGUCCAGGAUGAUGGCGCUGUAUCCGGCCCACUUCGGCCCGGUUCUGCUGGCCUUGAGCCUGCUGCUCUCCACGCCUCCUCCUCUAACAGCCUGGGACGCGGACCUGGAGCUGUUCGACCUGGUCGAGGAGAUCCCGCAGACGUUCUACCAGUUCAUGAACCUGGACCAGGAUGCAGCGCCGGCAGAGAUCAAGAAGGCUUACCGCCGGCUGUCCCUCUCUCUGCAUCCGGACAAGAACAAAGAUGAGAAUGCAGAGACUCAGUUCCGACAGCUUGUGGCCAUUUAUGAAGUCUUGAAGGACGAGGAGAGGCGGCGCAGGUACGACGACAUCCUGGUGAACGGGCUUCCCGACUGGCGGCAGCCAGUCUUUUACUACAGACGGGUCAGAAAGAUGAGCAACGCAGAGCUGGGCUUCCUCCUUUUCCUCAUUCUCACUGUGGGGCACUAUGCUGUCAUCUGGUCCAUUUACCUGGAGAAACAACUGGAUGAGCUCCUGAGCAAGAAGAAAAAAGACAAGAAGAAGAAGAUGAACUCAAGACCUGUAGAUGACCUCAGAUGUAUUGGUCAGGAUCAGACUGAAAGAAAUCAAGAAAGACCUCAUUGGCAGGACAUCCUUCCACUGAAGCUCAGCAUCUGGCUUUACCUGUCAAUCAAAAACCUGCCCCAAACUCUCCAGGAGGUAAAGCAGUACUAUGAGGAGUACCAGCAGAUGAAGCGGCAGCAAGAGGAGGAAGCUGCCUCAGAGCAGGAAGUUGCCCCCCGAGAAAAGAGGACAAAGGUCAGGAAGCCCAAAGUAGAGUUUCCCGUUUAUGAGAUUCCAGCAGACAGCCAGAACUACCAGAUGUACGACCAGGCCACAUCCAUCGAGGAAAUUGAAGACCAGAUGGAUGACUGGCUGCAAGAUGGCAAGGCCUCCAAAAAGAAGGCCUCGGCAUGGACAGAGGAGGAGAUGAGUCUGCUCAGCAGGUUGAUGGGGAAAUUCCCAGGUGGUUCCCCGGGGCGAUGGGAGAAGAUUGCUCAUGAGCUGGGCCGAUCCGUAACCGAUGUGACGGCCAAAGUCAAGCAGGUGAAGGACAACGUGAACCACACCCCAGGUCUGGUAAAGUUUUCAGACCUAAAGGGACAUCAUGGGAAACCACUUCCUGCCCAUGACUCGGUGCCAGGAGUCGGGGUAGAGCAGGAGCAGGAGGAGACUCAAAAGGAUGCAGCUCUGCCCGUUCGACGGCGGAACAAAGAAGGUGCAGAAGCGAAGGUCCGGAGUCGCCGGCAGAGAGAUUUUGACCCAAAUGCAGUAGAAAGGGAGGAGGCGGAGCCUCAAGACAACGUAGAGAAGAGUCAUGCUUCCACCUGGACUCAGAACCAGCAGAAACUUUUGGAACUGGCUCUGCAGCAGUUCCCACGAGGAACUGCAGAACGCUGGGACCGGAUUGCCAAGGUGGUCCCAGGAAAGACCAAGGAGGAGUGUGUGUCUCGUUACAAGGUGCUGGCUGAGCUUAUCCAAAAGAAAAAGCAGAUGAACAGCUGAUUGAAGCUCUGCCUCUGACCACACCUUUGAUUUGGCAGGUAAAGAGCUGACCUGCCAACUUCCAAUUGGAGGUUUUUGUCUUCAGGUGUUCGGGACUGGCGAACUGACCGGAUUAUGACAUCACAGCUCUGUGUGCCUUAGCUUUUCAGCAUGCAGCCUAUCAGAGUGAUCACUGAUCAAUCAGCCAUAUUUAUUUUGUUUUCAAUUGUAUUGUUGAUCACAAUAAAUAAAAUAAUAAAAAAGAUGGGA